Messenger RNA from Porites evermanni, 732 nucleotides. Lineage: Eukaryota; Metazoa; Cnidaria; Anthozoa; Scleractinia; Poritidae. The record is from the annotation of a GenBank genome assembly.
CUGUACUGGACGAAAGAUCAUGAUCUUCUUUUAGUGAGAGAAGUGCUAACUGUUGAUCCGUAUAGCCAGCCAAAGGGAAGUAGGGAGAGAGGGAACUGUGGGAAGAAAUUGCCUUAACCCUGAGUGCAGUGUCUGAGCCCCGUUUCUCGGUUUCUGUGAGGUCUGUAAGAGACCGUGUAAACCUGGUUCUAAUAAAGAAACACAAAAGAAAGGUUGCAGAAGAAAGAAAGGCCAGCGGAAUAGCAGUUGAUGAGCCCUCAGAGUUUGAUGCAGCAACUGAAGAAAUAUGUGAGAAAGCCGAGGCUGCAGAGAGAGAGAGAGAGCAGCAAAUGAUAUCAGCGGGAAAAAAAGCCAAGGCAGAGAAAGAGAAAAGAACAAGCAGAGGAUAUGAGAGCCAAGGCUUUGGAGAAAGUUGGAGAAACAAGAAAAAGAGUGGUCGGUGAUGAUGUUAGUGAAUAGCCCGAAAAAAGGAGAAAAAGGACAAGGAGAUCUGGAACAGAGACCAUAGUAUAUCUGAAGGAGAAGUCGGAAAAAGAAUUCAAAAUCAGGCGAGAAGAGUUAGAACUAAGGAAACAGGAGCAGUGUGCCCAAGUAAAGCGGCAAGAAGAAAUGACACAGCAACUGAUCCAUCAACAGGAGCAGCAAUAAACAAUGUUUGCUAACCUCCAGCAGCAGCAACAUCAGCAGCUUCAACAGCUAAGCCAGAUGCAAAUGACUAUAAUGGAGCAACAA